Molecule: messenger RNA, 1192 nt
Organism: Teleopsis dalmanni
Lineage: Eukaryota; Metazoa; Arthropoda; Insecta; Diptera; Diopsidae
Product: ubiquitin-conjugating enzyme E2 variant 2-like
Exons: 4
Coding region: 396-833 (145 amino acids)
Biological process (GO): DNA damage tolerance; protein K63-linked ubiquitination
Cellular component (GO): nucleus
Source: RefSeq, a predicted model, not a curated record
UCGAACCGUCAAAGACAAAUUUAAUCGUACAACAUUUUGCAGCUUAAAAUUUAAUUAAAUUAUCUAUAUGUCAGGAGCAAUUUAACAUAUAGUGUCGCUGUUGAAUGAGCAAAAAGGAAAAGUCGAAUUUCAUUAAAGUGCACUCAUAAGUAAUUCUCAAUAUAUAUAAAUAAUUUUAAAUAAAUUUUAUUAGAAAAAUCGAAGUAUUUUAUGCUGCAAUUCCCAGUAUUGAGAACAUAAAAGUGACAUUUGGUGUGACGAAAUAGCUCAUAUUCGCAGUUAUAACGCGAACGCAUGAGUUAGAGGGAGUACAACAUAUGCUGUAAUAAGUCAAGUCAUACGUUGAGCUUCGAAAUUAAAGAGCGUAAAGAGGAACAAAAAUAGCAAUAAUUACAAUGGCGAAUCCAUCAAGCACCGGUGUUGUGGUUCCACGUAAUUUCCGUUUACUGGAAGAACUAGAUCAAGGUCAAAAAGGCGUUGGCGAUGGCACUAUAUCUUGGGGCCUUGAAAAUGAUGACGAUAUGACCUUAACAUAUUGGAUUGGCAUGAUUAUUGGACCACCUAGAACACCUUAUGAAAAUAGAAUGUAUUCACUGAAAAUUGAAUGCGGUGAACGUUACCCUGACGAACCUCCAACGCUUAGAUUUUUAACAAAAAUUAAUAUGAAUUGUAUUAAUCAAAACAAUGGAGUGGUUGAUCACAGAUUAGUUCCAAUGCUAGCCAGAUGGAAUCGUGAAUAUACUAUUAAAUCGAUGCUGCAAGAAAUUCGUAGAAUUAUGACUUGUAAAGAAAAUCUUAAAUUGCCGCAACCACCAGAAGGUGCACAUUUUUAGUUGGUUACAACAAUUGUUGCUGGUCUUUUAGCAACAGCUGCUGCUGUUGCUGCUACUGCUGCUGCUGAUGCUAAAAAUCGUAAUCAUUUUUUUCGUCACCUCUUUAGCGUCUUCUCGUCGUGAGAACAUGUUAUUAUUAUUCUCUUAUAUUUAAUAAAUAAAACAACAACAACAGAAAACAAAUUAAAUAUAUAAAAUUAUUAAAAUGAAGCAUCAUAAAUAUGAAAUAAAAAUAAAAACAAAGAUAUAAAAAUUAUAAACUUAAGAAACAAAAAUCAAACGUUUUAACAUCAUAAGGAAUAUUUAGUUUCGAAGCAUAUACAAAACAAAGAUUAAAAAAUGAUGGAUUAUUAAGUAAA